Molecule: messenger RNA, 408 nt
Organism: Platichthys flesus (European flounder)
Lineage: Eukaryota; Metazoa; Chordata; Actinopteri; Pleuronectiformes; Pleuronectidae
Product: chemokine-like protein TAFA-4
Exons: 4
Coding region: 1-408 (135 amino acids)
Molecular function (GO): receptor ligand activity
Source: RefSeq, a predicted model, not a curated record
AUGAAGCUGAGCUCAUUGGCUCGGCCUUUACACUGGGGUCUCCUGCUCCUCUGGAUAGUGAGCCUCUGCAGCCGGGGACAGUCCACUGGCAACCAAAGCUCCAGAGGACAGUCAGGGUCAUCGCAGGAGAGGACGGGGACGUGUGAAGUGGUGGCGGCUCAUCGCUGCUGCAACAAGAACAAGAUUGAGGAACGCUCUCAAACAGUCAAGUGCUCGUGCUUCCCAGGGCAGGUGGCGGGGACAACAAGGGCUCGGCCCUCUUGUGUUGAUGCCUCUGUUGUGCGUCAGAAGUGGUGGUGUAAAAUGGAGCCGUGUCUGGAGGGGGAGGAGUGCCGAGUUCUCCCUGACCUCACCGGCUGGUCGUGCAUCUCCGGGAACAAAGUGAAGACCACAAAGGUGGCACGGUAG